CCGGAUAACUGGGUACGCAACGAGCGAUUCGAGUUUUGUUUGUGUGUGCAGUAAUGCAGCGUGAUGUAUAACAGCAGCGACGCGGGCGCGGCGGAAUGGACGCCAGCGUACGAUCAGCUCGCGCCGCUCCUUGUUCUCUACGUGCUCGUCUGUUUCGUAGGGAUCAUUGGAAAUCUGAGCCUGAUGGCGGCGCUGGCGUCGGCGGGAGCGUCGCGGUUACGCACACCGCAGCUGCUGAGCGCGUGCGCAGCCGACCUUCUCGUCUGCGCCGCAAGCGCCCCGCUCGCCGCCACGCGUGCAGCGAGCGCUAACUAUUUGCCCUGCACUAUUACGCUCUAUAUUGAGUCAUUCCCAGUAGCAGCGAGCACAUUGUCCCUGGUCGCAAUGGCUGCGGACAGGUCUGGAGCAGUCCGAAGAGGACAAGGCACUUCAGUCUGCGGGCGGCCAUAUUUUGCUGUGACAUCUGUUUGGGCCACAGCUUUGUUGUUGGGAGCCGCAGCGGCCACAGCCUUCUGCCUAGCGUGCCCACCACUUGCAGCCGCACACUCGCUUGUUACGUACUGCUUCCCAGUGAUGGCUGUGGCCAGGUGCCAUUGGGCGGUGCGCGUCAAGCUGACAGCGCUCUCUUUAACCGCGCGCGCAGCGCACGGCGAGCUCCCGCUGCCGGUGCCUCUUAUCCGCAGACCCACCCACGUGAUUAUUGUGGCUGGCGUCGGCCCCAGAGAACGCCGCGAUGCCGUUGACGUCGGCGACGUUAGAAUCAAGAAGAAGCUACAACCAAGUCUCCUCGGUCCGCAGCCCCAAAUGUCAACAUUGCGAUCGCGACGUCGUCUAGGCAACGUGCUCAUUGGCAUCGCUGGUAUAUUUGCUAUAUGCUGGUGCCCUUACGCGGCUGUAGUGAUAGCCGGCGCGUGUGGACUUCACGUGCCGUUACUGUUAGCGCAGUACGCAUUGUUGCUUGGGCACGCGCACUCGGCACUGAAUGCCGCCGCGUAUUGGGUGUUGAACCGGCACGCGCUGACGGCCGCGUGCGCCGCGUGGCGCAUCCCACAGCUGCGCGUGCGCGAGGAAAGGCCCUCUUCCACCAACGAAGCCGCUCUGGGCGCGUUCCAUCCGCGUCUGACGCGCCCCGCGCCCUCCCCGCGCCCGCCUCCUUCCAGCUUCCUAUAUUGAUGUCCGUCUAUCUUCUAAG
Molecule: messenger RNA, 1192 nt
Organism: Hyposmocoma kahamanoa
Lineage: Eukaryota; Metazoa; Arthropoda; Insecta; Lepidoptera; Cosmopterigidae
Gene: NGR-A17
Product: apelin receptor
Exons: 5
Coding region: 64-1173 (369 amino acids)
Biological process (GO): G protein-coupled receptor signaling pathway
Cellular component (GO): membrane
Molecular function (GO): G protein-coupled receptor activity
Source: RefSeq, a predicted model, not a curated record